Messenger RNA from Brassicogethes aeneus, 429 nucleotides. NCBI's taxonomy places the organism in Eukaryota, Metazoa, Arthropoda, Insecta, Coleoptera, Nitidulidae. The record is from the annotation of a GenBank genome assembly.
AUGAAGAUUACUAGAUAUGGCGGUCAAUUUAAAUCGGAAGGGAGCGUGACCCCUACAGAUCUUCUGGAAGGCCGGACCUGUUCCGAAGAAUUGUGCAUAGGCCUUAGCAGCGGAACAGCAACCUCGUCCGGCCCUGAUAACUGCACAUGCCAAUGUCACCCUCAUUUGCCUGCCUUCAGGGAGGAUCUCAGCAUAUGUGUGGACGACAUACACGAUGUCCCCAUAAAAAGAAGUCUAAAGGGUUCAAAUCGGGCGAUCGCGCUGGCCACUCAAUUUGACCCCUUUGACCUAUCCAGCGAUUGGGAAAGACCUGAUUUAAAUAAUCCCUUACUAGCAAUGCAUAGUGCCCCGAAUCCUGUCGAUUAUAAAGAAAAUAUAGAUACAAUCGUCUCUAGCUUUACGACCGCUCAGGAUCGGUACCGUACCUGA